GAAGUGGAGACCUCUUUCAGAAAGAACCAACAACAGAACAGCCAGCUGCAUUCUGUAAGGGCAGACGGGCCGCGGUUAUGAAUUCAAAACAACAGGCAACACGUCUGCAGAACAGGCUUGUGUAAAGUCGCGUACUGACCGUGUUGUACCUCUACUGCCAAGGAUAAGUGCAUCAUUUUGAAACCGGUUCUAAAGACGAAAUAAAGAUGUGGAUAACUCCGGAGGAGGUGUUGCUUGCCAACGCUCUGUGGGUGAGCGAAAGGGCGAACCCCUUUUUCAUUCUCCAGCGUAGAAAGGGCCAUGGCAAAGGAGGGGGUAUCACAGGCUUGUUGGUGGGCACCAUGGACGUGGUCCUCGAUUCCAGUGCCAGAGUUGCCCCCUAUAGGAUCCUGCAUCAGACUGGGGACUCCCAAGUCUUUUGGAGCAUUGCAUGUGGCUCCUCCAGGAAGGAGAUUACACAGCACUGGGAAUGGCUGGAAGCCAACCUGCUCCAGACUCUCUCAAUCUUCGACAAUGAUGAAGACAUCACCACCUUCGUCAAGGGGAAAAUCUCGGGCAUAAUCGCGGAGGAGAACAAGAGCAAGGCAGCCCUGGAGGACGAAGACUCCGGCAAAUUCCGCGAGGCUGAGCAGAAGAUGAGGAAGCUGUUUGGUAUGCCCGACGAGGAGAAGCUGGUCAACUACUACUCGUGUAGCUACUGGAAGGGGCGUGUCCCGCGGCAAGGCUGGCUCUACCUCAGCAUCAACCACAUCUGUUUCUACUCAUUCCUGCUGGGAAAAGAAGUCACCCUGGUGGUUCAGUGGACCGACGUGACGCGCCUGGAGAAGAACGCCACUCUUGUGUUCCCGGAGAGUGUGCGCGUGAGCACGCGGCACACGGAGCACUACUUCUCAAUGUUCCUCAAUGUCAACGACACCUUCAAGCUCAUGGAGCAGCUGGCCACCAUCGCCAUGCGCCAGCUGCUGGACAACGAGGGCUUCGCCGCGGACCGCUCCCUGCCGAAGCCCUGCAAGACGCUGAAGAAUGUGUCUGCACUCAAGAGGGACCUGGACGCGCGGGCGAAGAACGAGCGCUACCGGGCGCUGUUUCGUCUGACCCAGGACGAGCGGCUGGACGGACACACGGACUGCACUCUGUGGACGCCCUUCGCCAAGAUGCACAUCGUGGGCCAGCUGUUCGUCUCCAACAACUACAUCUGCUUCUGCAGCCGCGACGAGGACCUCUGUCAGCUCAUCAUCCCGCUCAGAGAGGUGUCCAUUGUGGAGAAGGCAGACAGCAGCAGUGUUCUCCCUUGUCCCGUGUCCAUCAGCACCAAGAACAAGAUGACCUUCCUCUUUGCCAACCUCAAGGACCGCGAUUUCCUGGUGCAGCGCAUCUCUGACUUCCUACAGCGCACGCCCGACAGGCUGUGGAGCGACGGGCACCCGCUGGCUCUCAUUGGCCACUCAGGUUCCUCCAGUCCUGGCACCAGUCCUCUCUCCUCAAGCCUCCCGACGUCCACGGGCUCAGCGGGAGACCCGGCCCAGCGGCGCCACUACAACUCGAGCCUGCCGACAGCCAGCCAGGGUCUGCUCCGCAUCUACCAGAAAGGUGACCCAGAGGACCUCGGACCCAAAGCUACCAGGGAGAAGAUGAAGGAAGAGUCCUGGAGUAUCCACUUCUUUGAGUUUGGCAGGGGUGUGUGUAUGUAUCGUACCUCCAAGACCAGGGAGCUGGUGUUAAACGGGAUCCCUGAGAGUCUACGAGGGGAGCUGUGGCUACUCUUCUCUGGAGCAAAGAACGAGAUGGACACCCACCCAGGCUACUAUGCGGAGCUGGUGGAGCAGGCCAUGGGCCGCUGCACCCUGGCCACGGAGGAGAUCGAGAGGGACCUGCACCGCUCGAUGCCCGAGCACCACGCCUUCCAGAAUGAAAUGGGCAUCGCUGCCCUCCGACGGGUCCUCACCGCGUAUGCCUGCCGCAACCCCGGCAUCGGUUACUGCCAGGCCAUGAACAUUGUGACAUCGGUGCUAUUGCUUUACUGUACAGAGGAAGAGGCCUUCUGGUUGCUGGUGGCUCUGUGUGAGAGGAUGCUUCCUGAUUAUUACAACACCAGGGUUGUGGGAGCUCUGGUGGACCAAGGUGUGUUUGAGGAGUUGACACGCGAGUGCCUCCCCCUCCUCUACGAGCACAUGCAGGAGCUGGGCGUCAUCUCCACCAUCUCCCUCUCCUGGUUCCUCACCCUGUUCCUCAGCGUCAUGCCCUUUGACAGCGCCGUGCUCCUGGUCGACUGCUUCUUCUACGAGGGCAUCAAGGUCAUCUUCCAGGUGGCUCUUGCUGUGCUGCACGCCAACAUGGACACCCUGCUGGGCUGCACGGAUGAGGGCGAGGCCAUGACCAUUCUGGGGCGGUAUCUGGACAAUGUUGUCAACAAGCAGACAGUGUCUCCUCCUAUCCCCCACCUCCAUGCCCUGUUGACCAGCGGCAAUGAGCCACCGCCAGAGAUUGACGUCUUUGAGCUCAUCAAGUCAUCGUAUGAUAAGUUUGGCAGUCUGCGUGCUGAUGACAUUGAGCAAAUGAGAUUCAAGCAGAGGUUAAAGGUUAUCCAAUCGCUGGAGGACACCGCCAAGAGGAGUGUGGUAAGGGCCAUCAUGACUGACUCUGCCUUCAGCAUCGAGGAACUUGAGGAACUCUAUGUCCUCUUCAAGGCCAAGCACAUCAUGAGCUGUUACUGGGGGGCCAGCAGCACGGCAGCGGAGCGCCACGACCCCAGCCUGCCCUACCUGGAACAGUAUCGCAUCGACCUGGGCCAGUUCUGCCAGCUGUUCGGAGCCCUGGGCACCUGGCUGUGCGGCACGCACACCGCCACCCUGGCCGCCCGACUCUUCCGCCUGCUGGACGGCAACCGGGACGGCCUCGUCAACUUCAAGGAGUUCGUCACGGGCCUGAGUGGCAUGUAUCACGGAGACAUGACAGAGAAACUCAAGCUACUGUACAAACUUCACCUGCCGCCAGCGUUGUGUCCAGAGGAGGCGGAGUCAGCACUUGAGGCUACACAGUUCUUCACUGACGAUGAAUCUACUCAGGAAUCUCCCUUCCUGUCUGAUAUGGACUUCCUGGUGCAGGAAGUGACCUCAGGAGAGGAGGUGAAAGAGGCUGGGGAGGCGUCUGGAGGCAGAGAUGCGGAGGAGAAAAAGGAGGUGAAGGACUACAAGUAUUACCUGAGGAUGUGGGCCAAGGAAAAGGAGCCCCGGAAGGAGACCAUCAAAGACCUUCCCAGGAUGAACCAGGAGCAGUUCAUUGAGCUGUGUAAGACCCUGUACAACAUGUUCAGUGAGGACCCCCUGGAGCAGGAACUUUACCACGCCAUCGCCACCGUGGCCAGCCUGCUGCUUCGCAUCGGAGAAGUCGGCAAGAGGUUCGGCAACGGCAACGGCGGCAGGAAACCCAACGGCGCCGCCGACGCUCCGGCGGCUGAACUGCCCCGGCCCGAGAAGGAGGAUCCGAACGGGGGCAGCGGCCCGGGGCAGUCCCUGGUCUGCCAGGCCUUGGCGGAGGCCCAGCUGGAGACGCCCCCCCAGCAGACGUCGGACGAGGAGGUGAAGGACGACACGUCGGUGUCGUCCUACUCUGUGGUGAGUGCCGGUUCCCUGCAGUGCGAGGACAUCGCCGACGACACCGUCCUGAUAGGCUGCGGCGGUGACCAGCAACGGCGAGGCAGCACGCUGGAUGGCGAUUGGUCCAUCACCUUCGAGCAGGUGCUGGCGUCGAUGCUCACCGAGCCGGCCCUGGUGGAUUACUUCGAGAAGAAGGGAGACAUCCAGGCUAGGAUGGCGGCCUGCAAGAUGCAGAGGGCGGUGGAAAGACAGGUGAGCUCGUCAAGCGACCACGAGCUGGCCCAGCUGUCCACCUGAGCGUUACCCGCCGGGCCUGGAAACGUCCGGAACUAGGCGAGCUCCGUUGUCCCUUCUGACCUGUGGAGGAAACCUGUCGCUCUCCAGCUGGAGUAACCGUUGGUUCUGACUCACUCCCAUUUCACAUGGAGCUCCAGACCUGCACCUCUGUUGUGAUUUAUAUUUCCAUUUCCAAAACCAGAUGUGUGUGCGCGUGCGUGAGUAUAGGAGUAAUACAGUGUAUGUAACAAAGUACUUGCAUAUGAAAGAUCUUAAGCACCCUCAGUCUGCCUAGCUGUUCCUACCUUGGAAAACAUUUCCCUGACUCAACCUAAGCUUGUCCCUGGACUACAACGCCCGUCCCAUAGAGAUUCUCCAUUGAGCGACAUUUUCUGGUCCAGGACUAAGCUAACUGUUGGUCUGGGAAAUGGGCCCUUCCUUGAGCAGCAGUGGCUAAUCCAUGGAUACGAUGACAGGAACCUGGGAGCAGGAUAUCGUUUAUAUAUGUUUACCCACUGGAUUUGUACAUCUUCUGUGCGCUCUUUCUGUUGCUCUAAGCACUCUGCAAACCACAAUCAAACCAGGUUAAAAGCCUUUAAAUGGAAGCUCUGCAUGAUGCCUGUAUAAGCAGGCAAUACGACACGUAGGGGUGUUGCAUAUGGCCAAUAUACCACUGCUAACAGGUGCUUUUAGGUACAAUGCAUUUCGGAUACUGGCAAUAUAUAACAAACCCUGAGAUUACCUAUUGCGCUUUUGAACCAGUUUCCAAAGUAAUUAGUGCAGUGAAAAGUGAUAGGGUGAUAUGGUCUCAUAUACCAAUGGCUAUCAGCUAAACAACAUUCAAGAUUCAAACCACCCAGUUUAUUAGACAUGAGGUAUAUAUAAACAUUGUGUGUAUCUAUAUACACGUCUUUGUCUCUUAACUCUACAGCCCUCUCAAGCUAAACAUACAAAUCCUUGCCUUAAAAAAUAAAAAAUAAAACACUGGGUGUUAGUUUUUCGAGAAGUAGCAUAUUUUUUGCGUGGAGGUUUUAGAGGGAACAUCGGGAGAACGUUGCUGCUCCCCAUUCAGUUCUCUGGCCAGUAGUUGCUUUAAGAGCCGCGUUCCAGAAGUGGUUUGUCGAAAAUGCCUCUGUGUGCGCACUCAACUUACCAUGGCAACACAAAGGUGUGGUCAAGCAAAAUGAUUUCUCCACCCAUAACGCACCAAUACACCGCCUUCGGAUAGGAAGUGGAGCUUCUGUUGUCGGGUGAGUUGCCUACACUCGUGAUUUACCAGGAACCAAUUGGACUGUUGUGCAAAUGCAGGGAUACAGCAGUGUUGUUGGCUUUCUGGUGCGCAUAGGAGCUCAGUGAGGAUAUCUGCGUUAGCAGGAGACUCUCCACAGAUUGAGCACUGCCAAGUGGUAUUCAGAAGGAAUGUUGUUGUUUUUUAUUUUAUUGAGAUUACAUUGUUUUAAAUGAAUGCCCUUCUUGGUAGUAUAUAGGUAGUAUAUCUCUUCCCCUGGUUCAAAGCCGACUCCAGGAGGAUGUUAUCUGGCAGUUACGAAAUUGGCUCAAGGAUAUUCUUUCACCCAAAUAACUAAGAUGGUUUUACCGUUACAGUCAUUAGGACUGUCUUUCAAGUUAGUGUUAUCGUAUAUGGUCGACGGUCACCUUGGCAAUGCACUGUCAGAAAAACUAAGGAAACGUUUAUUGAUGGUUUACUGGAAUCAGUCACCGCCUCAUCACAGAUCUUCAUGACAUUUCUGUCUCAAAACACUUCCUAAAACACAGUAACGCUUUCCUCAUGCCAGUACCAUCACUAACUGUAAAUUGACACAUUUCUGUGUACUUAAAAGCUUUAAAUGUAUAAGAUGUUUCUCUGUAACAAUAUAAUAUAGGCAUCAUACUCAUGAUACAUUGGGAAAACAGUGUUACUCUUCUGAAUAUACCUUGUUUUAACAGACACAGUUUGUGCUUUAUACUUGAUACUUAGACUCUAUCCACAUUAGUCACAAAUGCAGAUCUUUUGCACUGAAACCUCUACAGAAUGCCCCAUGCCCAAUUUGAUCCACUGUGUGUAUAAUAUUUGACUGGAAAUGACCAUGUAUGACCAGAAAAUGUAUCUUUGCCAACCUCUUGUUGUAAAUGCAUUCAGCUCCCCUUUGGUUGAAUGCAUUAGAUGUAAGCAAUAUGGUUACUGUGACAUUCUUUAAGAUAUACAUAUCUUGCAAAUUGCUAAUUCCAAUCUAGGUCUAAAAAUGCUAAUGGAGACGGGAGUAGAGGAUUGUUUGACAGGCUCCUUGGCAUUCAAGUUUCCGUCAUGGUUAUCCAGACAGGUCUGAGAUCAGUUAAGAAAUGUGCUGGCGCUACUCAUAAUACUGGUCUUCAAACAGUUCUACCAUGACACUAAAUCCAGACUGUAAUUAAAGGUUAUCCGCCAUCUGCAUAAUCUGAAAACGAAAUUUUUGGGAUGCAUUCAUUCCACAAAACACAGCAUUUUAGUGGUGGAAUGUUUAGUUAAACUGAUUUUUUUUU
Molecule: messenger RNA, 6392 nt
Organism: Esox lucius (northern pike)
Lineage: Eukaryota; Metazoa; Chordata; Actinopteri; Esociformes; Esocidae
Product: TBC1 domain family member 9B
Exons: 22
Coding region: 207-3893 (1228 amino acids)
Molecular function (GO): calcium ion binding
Source: RefSeq, a predicted model, not a curated record